AACAAAAUCGAGUGAGCUGAAAAAGUCAAUUCUUGAACAAUGGCUAUGGAGGUGAGUCUACCCUUACCACUACUACCAGGCGAUGUGAUUAAGGAGAUACUUGUGCGAAUGAGCGUGAAGGAGUUGCUGCGUUUGAGGUCGGUGUGCAAGGAGUGGUGCAUCCUCAUCGACAGCCCUGAAUUCAUCAGAACGCACCGCAAGGUUUCGAAGCUCGGACUCUUCAUCAAUGACUUCGAGCACCUCUACUGGCUCGACCUCGAUACACUGGACUCCUCUUCCUCCUCUGUCUCUUGCACCCUCGAACGACUCGACAAAAGCAGAGGCUUUGUUGCCCUAAAUCUGGGCUGCUGUAAUGGCUUGAUUGUAGAGGGUUACUGCGGCUACCUCUGCUCAGGUGGUGGAGUUCCCUUUUUAUGGAACCCAUCUACAAGAAACUACGGAAAAGUAUCUUUUAAUAAAGAUUAUGCGUCUUAUUCCCUAACAACUGUGAUCGGACUUGGUUACGAUCCUUUAAUCGAUGACCAUAAGAUAUUCACUUCCACAGUAAUUGUUCCACAGAAAAGAAAAAAACGUUCUGUCUGUGUGUUCCAGCAAUAUUGUGUCAAGGCCAAGACUUGGAAAAAGCUCAUUUGUAAUGAUGCUUUAUCAGAAAACUAUGGUUACGACUUCGGGCAUGUAUUUAUGGAAAAUUCUACUUUGUAUUGGGUUGUGACUCCAUGGGACGAGGAGGAAAAAGAAGAUAAUGAAGAUGCCUUUUGUAAUGUCAGGUUUAUUUUGGGCUACGACAUUGUGACUGAAAAACACACCAAGUUGCCGUUGCCGACUAGUUUUGAAGAAACACAUUGUUUCGUGUUUGGACCUUGUGAUUUGGAUGGCUGCCUUAGUGUGGUUCGCCAAAAGAAAAAUGAGCGUUCGUGUUUCGAGAUAUGGGUGAUGAAAGAAUAUGGCAAAGAAGAAGAGAGACGUAGUUGGACUAAGCUGUUCUCGGUGGUGGCUGCUGCUGCUGAUCAUGGACCUGGCUACUUCCAGUCCAGGAUGCGCCCAAUAAAAUAUUAUGAGAGUACUAAUCAACUUCUCUUGUAUGUAGACUGCGAGAGACUUAUUCUUUAUGACUCCAAAAUGAACACAUUCAAACAUGUCCAUGUCCCCAUUUUGGGUGUGGCAGGACGCUUCGAAGCAUAUCUCGCUGUGCAAACCCUUGUUGGAAUAUGAUGCUUCCUCAUAUUAUGGAUUAUGGAUUUUUUUCAUUUUCUUUUUCUUUUUUAGCUUUUAGUGUUUAUGAUCUAAUUUAGUACAGUACCAAUGUGAUGUUAUGGAUUUUUUUCAUUUUCUUUUUCUUUUUUAGCUUUUUAUGUUUAUAAAAGUGUUCAGCUUCUCUAAGCAAAGCAUGACUUUAAAGUCUAAAACUGUCAGGAGGAAUGAGAAGAACCUUAUGUAAAUUCUCAAAGACACAAGACAAGACGUAGCGUUAGAUUGAUCUU
Humulus lupulus (European hop) is the source of this 1481-nucleotide messenger RNA. RefSeq names its product putative F-box protein At3g16210. Lineage: Eukaryota; Viridiplantae; Streptophyta; Magnoliopsida; Rosales; Cannabaceae. Bases 40 to 1212 code for a protein of 390 amino acids. The transcript has a single exon. The record is from RefSeq and is a predicted model, not a curated record. Gene Ontology annotation, molecular function: protein binding.